AUGGGUCUCGUGUACAUCCGCCGCAGGGCUGGGUCACGGUACAGGUGCUCUGUGCAGGUCUCCUUUGCACACCUGGCCAUGACACACCUGGCUGGCCCUCUCGUGCUGGGGAAAUGCUUUCUACCCCCUCGAGGUCCUUCUCAGCAGAGGACAGACUUGGGGCUUGGGGGGCUGAUGACUGGGAAGGCCACGGAGGACAUGGAGAAGAGGCUGGUGGACCUGCCCUCCAUCUCCUCAACAGAGGGGGUGACCCCACAGGGGUUCCCAGAAGCAGGUGCUGGGGAUUGUAGGGGAAGACCUCCUACACCACCCAGACCACUGUCCCAGGUGGUUGUCCACCGGACAGUGGUCCAUCAGCCGGAACCCACGGAGGCCGAGGCCGAGGCUGCUCCACAACCUGAGGAGCUAGAGCUGGAUCUGGAGGGAGAGCUGGUGCCUGCAGUGACUUCAGGAGGAAACCAGGAGCCAGCAUAUGACCCGGCACCUGCCCACGGAGAGCCUGGCGCUGUCCAGGAAGAACUGGCACCUCCUCCUGCGCCAGCCCCUGCCCCUGCCCCUGCUACAGUUCCUGCCACUCCCCCUUCCCCCACCCCAGCCCCUGCCCCUGCCUCGGAACCAGAUCUUGACCCAGUUCCUGCCCCUUCCCUUACCCCUGCCUCUGCCUCUGCCCCAGCCCCUGCCCCUGCCUGUGCUCUUGUUCCUGCCCCUGCCCCUGUUCCUGCUCCUGCCCUGCCAGAGCCACUGUCCCUGACCCAGAUCCUACCCUUGCUCCUGUCCCUGUCCAUACUCCUGCCAGAGCCGCUGCCCCUUCCCCUGCCCCUGCCAGGGCUCCUGUUCCUGCCCCUGACCCAGAUCCUGUCCCUGCUCCUGCCCUGGAUCCUGCACCUGCCACUACUGCUGACCCUGUCCCUCCCCUUGCCCCUCCCUCUGCACCUGCUCUUACCUCUGUCCCUGCCCCUGUCCCUGCCCCUAUCCUGAGCCCUGCCCCUACUCCUGCUCCUGCAGGGCUCCCACUGCCAC
This is a messenger RNA of Zalophus californianus (California sea lion), 1020 nucleotides long. Its product is annotated as skin secretory protein xP2-like. The coding region runs from base 1 to 978 and encodes 325 amino acids. The transcript is spliced from 4 exons. Lineage: Eukaryota; Metazoa; Chordata; Mammalia; Carnivora; Otariidae. The record is from RefSeq and is a predicted model, not a curated record.